Gorilla gorilla gorilla (western lowland gorilla) is the source of this 2705-nucleotide messenger RNA. RefSeq names its product maternal embryonic leucine zipper kinase (gene MELK). Gene Ontology annotation, biological process: intracellular signal transduction; protein phosphorylation. The transcript is spliced from 18 exons. Gene Ontology annotation, molecular function: ATP binding; protein serine/threonine kinase activity. Bases 403 to 2358 code for a protein of 651 amino acids. Gene Ontology annotation, cellular component: cytoplasm. NCBI's taxonomy places the organism in Eukaryota, Metazoa, Chordata, Mammalia, Primates, Hominidae. The record is from RefSeq and is a predicted model, not a curated record.
GCCGCGUCCCCGCCCCUUCCGGCCCGGGAGAUUUGAUUCCCUUGGCGGGCGGAAGCGGCCACAACCCGGCGAUCGAAAAGAUUCUUAGGAACGCUGUACCAGCCGCGUCUCUCAGGACAGCAGGCCCCUGUCCUUCUGUCGGGCGCCGCCCAGCCGUGCCCUCCGCCCCUCAGGUCAGUUCUCCCGCCUGCCCGCCGCAGUCGCAGUUGAUGGCUGGGGUCUGGGUUGUGCGGGGCGCAGCGGCCCAAACCCAGUUUGCUCCUGGCUCUCGGGAGACUGGAGGAUUUCAUCGGAGCCCCGCGCUUUACCAGCCCUGUUCCCUGGAUAAGAUAUUUGACCUUUCCGACCCGCGGUUUUCUCCUCCGUUCUUUUUCUAAUUCCAAAUAAACUUGCAAGAGGACUAUGAAAGAUUAUGAUGAACUUCUCAAAUAUUAUGAAUUACAUGAAACUAUUGGGACAGGUGGCUUUGCAAAGGUCAAACUUGCCUGCCAUAUCCUUACUGGAGAGAUGGUAGCUAUAAAAAUCAUGGAUAAAAACACACUAGGGAGCGAUUUGCCCCGGAUCAAAACGGAGAUUGAGGCCUUGAAGAACCUGAGACAUCAGCAUAUAUGUCAACUCUAUCAUGUGCUAGAGACAGCCAACAAAAUAUUCAUGGUUCUUGAGUACUGCCCUGGAGGAGAGCUGUUUGACUAUAUAAUUUCCCAGGAUCGCCUGUCAGAAGAGGAGACCCGGGUUGUCUUCCGUCAGAUAGUAUCUGCUGUUGCUUAUGUACACAGCCAGGGCUAUGCUCACAGGGACCUCAAGCCAGAAAAUUUGCUGUUUGAUGAAUAUCAUAAAUUAAAGCUGAUUGACUUUGGUCUCUGUGCAAAACCCAAGGGUAACAAGGAUUACCAUCUACAGACAUGCUGUGGGAGUCUGGCUUAUGCAGCACCUGAGUUAAUACAAGGCAAAUCAUAUCUUGGAUCAGAGGCAGAUGUUUGGAGCAUGGGCAUACUGUUAUAUGUUCUUAUGUGUGGAUUUCUACCAUUUGAUGAUGAUAAUGUAAUGGCUUUAUACAAGAAGAUUAUGAGAGGAAAAUAUGAUGUUCCCAAGUGGCUCUCUCCCAGUAGCAUUCUGCUUCUUCAACAAAUGCUGCAGGUGGACCCAAAGAAACGGAUUUCUAUGAAAAAUCUAUUGAACCAUCCCUGGAUCAUGCAAGAUUACAACUAUCCUGUUGAGUGGCAAAGCAAGAAUCCUUUUAUUCACCUCGAUGAUGAUUGCGUAACAGAACUUUCUGUACAUCACAGAAACAACAGGCAAACAAUGGAGGAUUUAAUUUCACUGUGGCAGUAUGAUCACCUCACGGCUACCUAUCUUCUGCUUCUAGCCAAGAAGGCUCGGGGAAAACCAGUUCGUUUAAGGCUUUCUUCUUUCUCCUGUGGACAAGCCAGUGCUACCCCAUUCACAGACAUCAAGUCAAAUAACUGGAGUCUGGAAGAUGUGACCGCAAGUGAUAAAAAUUAUGUGGCGGGAUUAAUAGACUAUGAUUGGUGUGAAGAUGAUUUUUCAACAGGUGCUGCUACUCCCCGAACAUCACAGUUUACCAAGUACUGGACAGAAUCAAAUGGGGUGGAAUCUAAAUCAUUAACUCCAGCCUUAUGCAGAACACCUGCAAAUAAAUUAAAGAACAAAGAAAAUGUAUAUACUCCUAAGUCUGCUGUAAAGAAUGAAGAGUACUUUAUGUUUCCUGAGCCAAAGACUCCAGUUAAUAAGAACCAGCAUAAGAGAGAAAUACUCACUACGCCAAAUCGUUACACUACGCCCUCAAAAGCUAGAAACCAGUGCCUGAAAGAAACUCCAAUUAAAAUACCAGUAAAUUCAACAGGAACAGACAAGUUAAUGACAGGUGUCAUUAGCCCUGAGAGGCGGUGCCGCUCAGUGGAAUUGGAUCUCAACCAAGCACAUAUGGAGGAGACUCCAAAAAGAAAGGGAGCCAAAGUGUUUGGGAGCCUUGAAAGGGGGUUGGAUAAGGUUAUCACUGUGCUCACCAGGAGCAAAAGGAAGGGUUCUGCCAGAGACGGGCCCAGAAGACUAAAGCUUCACUAUAAUGUGACUACAACUAGAUUAGUGAAUCCAGAUCAACUGUUGAAUGAAAUAAUGUCUGUUCUUCCAAAGAAGCAUGUUGACUUUGUACAAAAGGGUUAUACACUGAAGUGUCAAACACAGUCAGAUUUUGGGAAAGUGACAAUGCAAUUUGAAUUAGAAGUGUGCCAGCUUCAGAAACCGGAUGUGGUGGGUAUCAGGAGGCAGCGGCUUAAGGGCGAUGCCUGGGUUUACAAAAGAUUAGUGGAAGACAUCCUAUCUAGCUGCAAGGUAUAAUUGAUGGAUUCUUCCAUCCUGCCGGAUGAGUGUGGGUGUGAUACAGCCUACAUAAAGACUGUUAUGAUCGCUUUGAUUUUAAAGUUCAUUGGAACUACCAACUUGUUUCUAAAGAGCUAUCUUAAGACCAAUAUCUCUUUGUUUUUAAACAAAAGAUAUUAUUUUGUGUAUGAAUCUAAAUCAAGCCCAUCUGUCAUUAUCUGUUACUGUCUUUUUUAAUCAUGUGGUUUUGUACAUUAAUAAUUGUUGACUUUCUUAGAUUCACUUCCAUAUGUGAAUGUAAGCUUUUAACUAUGUCUCUUUUUAAUGUGUAAUUUCUUUCUGAAAUAAAACCAUUUGUGAAUAUA